Molecule: messenger RNA, 711 nt
Organism: Cercopithifilaria johnstoni
Lineage: Eukaryota; Metazoa; Nematoda; Chromadorea; Rhabditida; Onchocercidae
Source: the annotation of a GenBank genome assembly
AUGUCGCGCUUUUUGAAACCCGUUGAUUAUAGCGAUGAUGAAGAUGAUGGGCCUCGUCUAGUUAGAGCUAAACCAAUUGAUCCAAAGUUUGCUCGAAAAUUAGGCGAUUAUGCUGCUGGCAAAGAUUUUGUUACUGGAAGUGUGAAAUCGCAACAAGAACUGAGAGAAAGUAAUGUAAUUAUGAAGAACGAUCCAAAUACAAGCGAAAUAAUGGAUGAAAAAACUAAACUAGAGCUGCGCAACAAACUUGGUGCAAAAAUAUUAAAAGCGAAACUGCAGGGAAAGAUGGCUUUGGUGGAAAAAUUGGAGAAAGAAUUGCAUGUUCUAAGAGAAGAUGAACAGGGUCCAUCUUCGACUUGCAAAAUAUUGCUUAGAAUUGAUGAAGGUGAUGUGCGAAUGCCUGCUACUAUGAAGCAGGAAAAAAAGGAUUUAAAAAGCCGCGGAAGAGUUGAUGCAAUUUAUAAUGCUGACAGAAGUAUUCGCGAUAUGGUAGCUGACGAAAAAGAGACAACAUCCUCUGAUCAUAUUUUCAACGCUGUUAAGGCUGCAGCGAAACAUCGAACGGACGAUGACUGGGUCGUUGAUGAUGCGAUGAUGAGCGUGAAAAGAUCACGGAUAAGGGAAGAGAAAGAAAAGAGGAAAAGUCGACACAAUCUAAUAAAAGGUGCGCUUGUUUUUGCUUUAUUAGUAUUAUUAAGAAUCUCUCUGUAA